AAAGUGGGCGGCGAAAACCAUGACAAAAAGCCGAAGAAGCACGAAACCAACCGAAUCAAAUCGACCAAGUACACCCUGCUGACCUUUCUGCCGCUGAAUUUGGCCGAACAGUUCCGCCGGGUGGCCAACUUCUACUUUCUCUGCAUGACGAUCAUAUCGAUCGUGAUCGACAGUCCAGUUUCCCCGCUAACCUCGCUGGUGCCGCUGGUUUUCGUAAUCUCCGUCACGGCGGCGAAGCAAGGUUAUGAAAACUACCUUCGCUAUCGGGCGGACAAUGUGGUAAACCACUCGUUGGUGACGGUUGUACGGAACGGGGCCGAGAUGGACAUCCGUAGUCAGGACAUCCGGCAGGGGGACAUCGUGUUGACUUCGAGGGAUUGCGACAUUCCGUGCGAUUUGGUGCUGCUGAAGUCUUCCGAUGAAAGUGGGAAGUGUUAUGUUACGACGGCCAACUUGGACGGGGAGACGAACCUGAAGACGAUGUCCGUUCCGAAGGGAAUACCGGAUCUACCCGUCGAUAAGCUACACACGCUCGGUAGGAUCGAGUGUGAACUGCCAAAGACUGAUUUGUAUACUUUCAAUGGGAGGAUCGAGCUGGCUGAAAUGCACUGCCGGCAGGAUGUGACCGUUAUUGAUGGGGUGGAAACGGAGUUUCAUGUGCUUCCGUUGAUGGCGGAGAACCUGCUGUUGCGGGGUUCCCGGCUGAAAAACACGGAAUGGGCAAUUGGGUGUGCCGUCUAUACCGGACAGAACACGAAGCUUGCGUUGAAUAGCAAAAUGACCAGCAAUAAGAUGAGUUCCAGUGAAGGAUACAUCAAUCGGUAUUUGGUGUUCUUUCUGGUACUGCUGGUGGCGAUCGUUACGGUUUCAUUUUUCAUGAAACGAUACAAUGAUCGGUACCACGUAGAACAUAACCGUUAUUUGGGAGAACAUCUUGCGACCUACCAGGUGUCCCAGUUUCUGCAGGAUUUCUUCUCUUUCCUGAUUUUGUUCAACUACCUGAUUCCGAUCUCGCUCUAUGUGACGAUUGAGAUGGCCAAAUUUUGGGGUGGUUUCUAUCUGGAGUGGGACCUGGAUAUGUACGACGAAGAGACUGAUCAACCGUGCAUCGUAAACACGUCGGAUAUCAACGAGGAGUUGGGUCAAGUUUCGCUUUUGUUCUCCGACAAAACGGGUACCCUGACCAAGAACAUCAUGAUCUUCCAGCAGUGUUCGAUUAACGGGAAAAUGUACAGCCAAAAGGGUCGUAGACUGCAGGAAGUUGGCCGCAACUAUGCUCUGAAGAUCAACGAGUGUUCGCGUCAUGUUUACAAUUUUUUCGAAGCUUUAGCCGUCUGUCAUACGGUGCAGGUGGCGGGUGACUACACCAACGAGGCAGAUGAUCCGGAAGCCGAUAAGGACGACGAUGGCGAGGAUGCGGAGCAAACGGAGGAACCGAACAACAAUCGUUCGGUUCGAAACUUUUCACACAUUUCCGAAGAGAUCGAAGCCAGUCUGAAUAGUCGGUCUACCCUGGAUGAAACGGAUUUCAUCCAGCUGAAACGUUUGGCACCGAGAAACCGGUCCCCGGCGGUGGAUGUGAUCAUCAACGAGCAGGCACCCAACAACCCUGUGGAAACCGAAUUCCGGCCAACCAGCGAACCGGUUGCGCGCCGCUCGGGCAGCAUCUUCACCGGCCAGGACAACCGCAUCCACCCGGUUUCGCUACAGAUUCCCCCGUUCACGCGAUCCACCUCGGCUACGUCUUCCCGUCGCUCUUCCCGCCCACAAAGUCUGGUGGAAUCAACCACAUCCGAGGAACGGGACGGCACGGGUGUGCUUCAACAAAAUGCCAGCAACGGUCACCUGAACAGUUCGAUCCAAUCGAUCGAGCUGAAGCGAGCGGUUUCCGCGUACGAGGAAAAGUCCGAAACGGAUCACGUCGUGAAAACGCACCGCCGAACGCAAUCGCAUGUUCCGCCCGGGAUGGCCAAUCGGGCGAAUGGUGCGAUAGGAAGUGGACGGGGGUCGGUCGCUUUGCGAAGGGAUCGUCCCUCCAUUCGAUCGACUGCCAGGGAGUACUAUGCCGCACCUUCCUACACGGAGGCGUCCCUUGUGGAACGACAGCAGUCCGUCAUGAAGCAGGAGGAGGUGCUCUCGUUUAUUCUCAAAAUGGACUACCAAGCAUCGAGCCCGGACGAGAAGGCACUGGUGGAAGCGUGCGCCAAGAUGGGACUGGUUUUCGUCGGAGACGACUCCGAAGUGCUGAGCAUCAAGCUGCGCGAAUCGUGCGUCAAGCGCAACGUAAAGUCCAUCUACGGCGAGGCGCCGAAGGAGGAACUGGUCAAAUAUCAGCGGCUCGGUGUGCUGGAGUUUACCUCCGACCGCAAGCGGAUGAGCGUAAUCGUUCGGGACGCCCAGGGUCAAAUUUGGCUCUAUACCAAGGGGGCGGAGAGUCACGUGCUGCCGCUGUGCACCAAAACGGCGACCGGGUUAGUCAUUGCGACGCAGAAGCAUAUUAACGAGUUCGCCAAGCAGGGACUACGCACGCUGGCCGUUGCGAGACGAAGACUGACGCAGCUGGAGUUCGCUAACUACCGGAACGAACUGAUACAGGCCGGUAAUUCGUUGACCGAUCGAGCCGCGAGGGUUGAGGAGUGUCAGCGUAAGGUUGAGAUGGGUCUGGAGCUGCUUGGAGCGACGGCUGUGGAAGAUGCGCUGCAGGAUAACGUUCGGGAUACGUUGGAGUCGUUGCGGGAGGCUGGCGUGAAGGUUUGGGUGCUCACCGGUGAUAAGGUGGAGACGGCGCUGAAUAUAGCUUUAAGCUGUGGUCACAUUCCUGACAAUGCCUUCCGGUACUUUGUGACGGAUUGUACUACGAUGGACGAAGUUCAGCAACACUUUGAUGUGUUUUCGUUCGAGAUGUUCCGGGCACCGGAACGGGAGUAUGCCCUGCUGAUCGAUGGAGCUAGUCUGGCGAUUGCGCUGCAACACCUGAAGGAGGUGUUCCGUGAUGUGUCAAUCAAGUGCCGGGCAGUGCUGUGCUGCCGGCUGAGUCCACUGCAGAAAUGUGAGGUCGUUCAGUUGAUGAAGACCGUCGAGAGUGCUCCGGUGACGGCUGCCAUCGGAGAUGGAGCGAAUGACGUUUCGAUGAUUCAGGAAGCGCACGUUGGGAUUGGAAUCGUUGGAAAGGAGGGACGGCAGGCGGCACGGUGUGCCGACUACGCACUGGCCAAGUUCUGCAUGAUCAAGAAGCUGUUUCUCGUUCAUGGGCACUUUUUCUCUACGCGGUUAUCCAUCCUGGUGCUGUACUUUUUCUACAAGAACUUGAUUUUUAUGGGGAUUCAGUUUUUCUUUCAAAUCCACAGCAUGUUCUCAUCACAGUCUGUCUACGAUUCCGUUUUUCUCACGCUCUACAACGUAGUGUACACCUCCCUUCCGGUGCUAGUCCUCGCGUUAACCGAGAAACCGUACAAAGACGAAGUCCUGAUGAAAGAACCUUCCCUCUACCAGCGAGUAGCCGGCAACAAGCAGUACGCGUGGAAGUACUUCAUCGGCUGGAUGUUCCUGGCGCUGUAUCAUUCCACCAUCAUCUACGUGUUCUGCUGGGCAGUUUGGGGCACCAAUCCGGCCAUCUACGCAUGGUGGCCUGCAACGGCCAGCUUUGCCUGUUUCGGAACCAUUGCGAUCCACAACGUAGUCGUGCUGGCCAACCUGAAGCUCCUGCUGGAGGCAAUCUACAAGAGUUACGCCUUCAUCGCCUCCAUUUGGUUGUCGAUCUUCGGCUUCAUGGGAACAACCUUCAUCUACAAUCUGUUCAACAUAUUCGGCCUCAUUUCCAGAAACUACGACGGCGACAUGCUGCACGUCUACAACAACCUGCUGUCGUCGAUGACGUUCUGGGUGCUGAGCCUGCUGAUCCUGGUGGCGGCCUUCGUGCCGGACUUUACGAUGUUCGCCGGACGGGCCAUCGGGAUAAAGAUCGGUCACAUUUUCCCCGGCGGGGCCAAGUAUCGGAGUGCGUUCUUCCAGCGGCGCGCUCGGGGCACGGAAAGUACGUACCUGUGAUUUAUUUACACGAACGAGGCGCGUGGUUUUUAGUUUACGAGUUUAGUUUGCAUGACACGCGCGCCACCCUAGGAAAGUGCCAACCAACCUAUAGGUUAAGAGCUAAGCUAGAAAAGUACUGUGCCUUAAGUUAUUAUUACUGUAGUGCUAGAAGCUGAAACAAACCGGAACCGGAAUGUGCGUGAUUGACAGAGUUCCUAG
Sabethes cyaneus is the source of this 4248-nucleotide messenger RNA. Its product is annotated as phospholipid-transporting ATPase IF. Gene Ontology annotation, biological process: phospholipid translocation. The record is from RefSeq and is a predicted model, not a curated record. Bases 145 to 4047 code for a protein of 1300 amino acids. The transcript is spliced from 9 exons. Gene Ontology annotation, cellular component: trans-Golgi network; endoplasmic reticulum; plasma membrane. Gene Ontology annotation, molecular function: magnesium ion binding; ATP binding; ATP hydrolysis activity. Lineage: Eukaryota; Metazoa; Arthropoda; Insecta; Diptera; Culicidae.